AUGUCGAGUGGAUUGGGAUUGAAGGAUCAAGCUAUAGAUAAGGCGGGUCCAAGAGACACUGAGGCACUAGGGCCAAGGCCAAGCGGCUCAAUAGGCAGGGGCGUCGAAGGCAUGAACAAGGGAGGCUGGGCAGGAGGCGCAAUAGGCAAAGGUGUUGAAGUCGUGGAUGAGGGCGCCAUAGGCCCUAAGGCAAGCGAGGGCACCAAGACAGCAGGUGAGGGCACCAAGAGGGGCACCAGGGGCGUCAUGGCAGGCGCGAGUGCUAAGAUGAGCUGA
Messenger RNA from Ilex paraguariensis (yerba mate), 276 nucleotides. Lineage: Eukaryota; Viridiplantae; Streptophyta; Magnoliopsida; Aquifoliales; Aquifoliaceae. The record is from the annotation of a GenBank genome assembly.